AUGUUCUAUCCAAAAUGCCUAUUCUUCCUCUAUGCAUUAAUAGCUAAAUCUACGGCUCAACACGCCGGUUUCACCCCUGAUUUCCAUGGAUAUUUGCUGGAUACUGUCGGCCAAGCUACCCUCAAUUUAUUGGAGCGAAAAGAACACAGCUGGGGCAGUUUUGGAGGCAAAUUACAUCCGGAUCAGGAGAUUCGGAAACAGCCGGUCCUAAUGGUGCACGGCGUCGCCACAACAGCCGGCCGUUUUCUAAUGCUCCGGAAAUACCUCUACAAUAAGGGAUACACCGAUGCCGAGCUGUACGCGACAACGUGGGGAAACGGGCCUCAAGGAGGGUUAGUUCUGGUAAAAAUGGAAUGCCGUUUUGUUAGACAGAUUCGUAUAAUGAUCGAUGCAAUCCAUGAAUAUACGGGAUCGAGGAAGAUUGAUAUUGUGGCCUUUUCGAUGGGUGCUCCAAUUACGAGAAAGGCCAUACUUGGAGGGGAUUGUAAUGGGAUAUAUCUCGGAAAACCGCUGACGCAUUUGGUAGACACUUUCGUCUCGGUGGCUGGCGCGAAUUAUGGCUCUGCUAUUUGUGAAAUGCUGCCACUGGCCAUUUGCAAUCUAAAUAACGGGUUGUCAUGUCGAAGUCACAGAUUGAGUGAAUUAAACUCACGUAAACAUCGCUACGAGGGAAAACACAGCUUUUCCAUUACGACGACUAAUGACGAAAAGGUUGGCGGCUGGUGUUGCGGCCAUAAAUGUGCUUCUCUGCCGAAUAAUGAGGCCGAAUUUGUCUAUCACGGGCCGGGGCAUGAUGAGGUUCUUUACAGAUCGAUAAAGCUACAGUACGAUCUGAUUACGAAACAUCGUGGAAAACUGUCGGAUCUGCAAGUCUCGGAAAUCCCGAUCCCACCAGCCAGGCCUCGGCUCAAUCUCUUCGAAUAUUAUUUCGCGGCUGAAUUUGGAGGGGAAGAAGCGGAUCAGAGCUCGGAUUCCCUGAAUUCUAUUUUCUACCAACUAGCCACCGAAUGCCUAGCCGUUGGAGGACUUUGGAGUGAAACAAAAUCCUAUGACUACGAUCCACCCGAAAAUGACCACGUCAAAACCUUUGAUCAUGGCGAA
Messenger RNA from Mesorhabditis spiculigera, 1101 nucleotides. The record is from the annotation of a GenBank genome assembly. NCBI's taxonomy places the organism in Eukaryota, Metazoa, Nematoda, Chromadorea, Rhabditida, Rhabditidae.